Mycotypha africana is the source of this 1544-nucleotide messenger RNA. Its product is annotated as gamma-secretase subunit Aph-1. Lineage: Eukaryota; Fungi; Mucoromycota; Mucoromycetes; Mucorales; Mycotyphaceae. Bases 356 to 1120 code for a protein of 254 amino acids. Gene Ontology annotation, molecular function: protein-macromolecule adaptor activity. Gene Ontology annotation, cellular component: endoplasmic reticulum; membrane; gamma-secretase complex. The record is from RefSeq and is a predicted model, not a curated record. The transcript has 4 exons. Gene Ontology annotation, biological process: protein processing; positive regulation of catalytic activity.
CAGCUUCUUCAUGUAUAUUAUCUAGCUAUGGCCCUCAAAUUGCUUUCAUCUUUGAAUGUUUCAUUAACUCUAUGCAGUGUCUCAAUAAAAUUCUUUAUUUUCUUGCUUUUAAUUUUCAAGUGAGGGUCGCUCAUACACAUAUCUUAGGAUAAACAAAAUAGUAGCAGAUGCUUCACAUUUAGGAAUGCAUAAUAUCUUCGACUACUUGAAUAAGUAAACUUUAUAACAAUUUUUUUAAUUUUGAGUGCCCUGCUAAAGAGAAUUUAGAAACGUCUAUUAUACUAAUCAAUUUCAAGGACAGUUGGAUACUAUCCGUUUUCACUCCUCAGAACGACUGAUAAUUCAAUAAGCAGAAAUGACACUGUGUACAUUUUUUGGCUGUUUGUUAACUGCUUAUAGUCCUUUGCUGUCUAUAUUCUUUCUAUAUAUCGCUCCUAAUGCGCAAUAUGUUUUGUUGAUGGUGGCAAGUGCAUUCUUUUGCUUGCUAGCACUGUUACUAUCAAGCGUUAUAUGGUAUUUUGCAAAAGCAACCCAAUCCAAUCAUUACAUAAGCAUAGCUUACAGUGUAGCUAUAAAAGAAGUAUGUCGGUGGGGCUUUUAUCUUUUACUUUCUCGAGCUGAAUCAGGGCUCAACAACAUCUCAACCAACCCUAAAUCACCCUUCAACAAAACAUCUUUUGCUUUUGUGUCUGGAUACGGAUAUGCACUUAUGAGUGCGCUCGUUAGUUACAUUUCACUCUUAGUCGAAUCAUUGGGGCCUGGGGUCUUGAUGUGUACGUCUUGCCCUAAAGCUACACUAUUUUUCAUAUCAGCCAUCACGACAUCAUUGUUCUCUUUGUUACACUUGUGCUGGAUGGUAAUUGCGUUUGAAGGAUUUUAUGAAUUGCCCAAAGUGAAAGGUUGGAGUAAAGUUGUCUGGGUUGUAUUGUCCCAUUACGGAGCCUCUUAUGCAACAACCUUGAACUCAUCAACUACUGUUAAGUAUGGUUGCGUUUAUUCUAUUGCCAUAUGCAUCGGUAUAAUCAUGACAUCAAUAGGUUUCAUUAUGAAGUCUUUCAAAACAGUGCUUACUUUAGCAUCGAACCGGCAACAGCGAGCCACUGUUUCUAUGACAACAUAAUUGUGUUUAUAAAUGUAUAUCCUUCCUCGCCACUUUAAUAUACCCUGCUUGUAGACCAAUAUUACACAAUUAUGUAUUGAAAAUUUUUAUUGCUGUCGAAUACUACUAUACUACUGUGGUAUCUACUACUGCAAAUGAUGUAAUCGAGAAUGUUUUUUGCACACAUACAUACAUAGAGAAAUAUAUACGCCUGUGUGUAUAUACGUAUGUACAAUAUUGAGUUAUUGUAAAUAAGUGGCUUACAAGCGUAUGUGUCUAAGCCGGUAAUUAUGGUCGCUAAUCCAGAUCCAAAUCCAUAUGAUCAUCAUUCGAAUGACGAUCAAUAUCAUCUCUAUGUUCAUUCUGUUGCUGCUGCUGCUGCUGCUGCUGCUGUUGUUGUUGUUGUUGUUGUUGUUGCUGUGCAUUAUUACUAACUCGGUUCAAU